AAUUGAAUUGGGAAUGCCUCUCUUACCGAAAAGCGACUCGAUCCUAAUUCGGGAAGUGUGGAACGACAAUCUCUACGAGGAGUUUGAAUUGAUACACAAAAUUGUGGACGACUAUCCUUAUGUCGCCAUGGACACCGAGUUCCCCGGCAUUGUUCUUCGCCCCGUCGGCAACUUCAAGAACAGCUACGACUACCAUUACCAGACCUUGAAGGACAACGUAGACAUGCUCAAGUUGAUUCAGUUGGGUCUUACGUUUUCGGACGAGGAAGGGAACUUGCCCACGUGUGGGACUGAUCAGCAGUGUAUCUGGCAGUUCAAUUUCCGGGAAUUCAAUCUCAACGAGGAUGUUUUUGCGAAUGAUUCGAUCGAGCUGUUGCGACAGAGCGGAAUUGAUUUCAAGAAGAACAAUGAAAAAGGUAUUGAUGCAAAGUUGUUUGGGGAGCUGUUGAUGUCGUCGGGGAUUGUGUUGAAUGAUAAUGUGCAUUGGGUUACUUUCCAUAGUGGAUAUGAUUUCGGGUACUUGCUUAAGGUCUUGACGUGCCAGAAUUUGCCUGAUACGCAAGUGGGGUUCUUUAACUUGAUCAAUAUAUACUUUCCGACGAUAUAUGAUAUCAAGCAUCUGAUGAAGUUUUGCAAUAGCCUUCAUGGGGGACUGAACAAGCUCGCCGAGCUGUUGGAAGUGGAGAGAGUUGGGAUUUGUCACCAGGCAGGUUCCGAUAGUUUGCUCACUUCUUGUACAUUCAGAAAGUUGAAAGAGAAUUUCUUUAGUGGUUCUUUGGACAAGUAUGCUGGUGUCUUGUAUGGUUUAGGUGUUGAGAAUGGACAGAGCACUCAUUAGAAAAAGUAUUUAUUAGGAAAAAAAAUUUAGAAGCCUGUUUCUUAACUGUAUGUCUGUGCAUGAUAAUAUUCAUGCACACUUUUUGGCAGCAAGUUAAUUGAUGAAUACAAUAUAUUUUUAAUGAUGAGUUGAUAA
Messenger RNA from Rosa rugosa (rugosa rose), 973 nucleotides. Its product is annotated as probable CCR4-associated factor 1 homolog 6. Bases 14 to 838 code for a protein of 274 amino acids. The transcript has a single exon. Gene Ontology annotation, molecular function: nucleic acid binding; poly(A)-specific ribonuclease activity. Lineage: Eukaryota; Viridiplantae; Streptophyta; Magnoliopsida; Rosales; Rosaceae. The record is from RefSeq and is a predicted model, not a curated record. Gene Ontology annotation, cellular component: P-body; CCR4-NOT core complex; CCR4-NOT complex.